Messenger RNA from Neoarius graeffei (lesser salmon catfish), 4064 nucleotides. RefSeq names its product zinc finger BED domain-containing protein 4-like. Lineage: Eukaryota; Metazoa; Chordata; Actinopteri; Siluriformes; Ariidae. The record is from RefSeq and is a predicted model, not a curated record. Gene Ontology annotation, molecular function: protein dimerization activity; DNA binding. The transcript has 4 exons. The coding region runs from base 1 to 1656 and encodes 551 amino acids.
AUGAUACCUCUGGGUGAUAUUAUUCAUAAACAUUGGAUUAGUUUCCACUGUUAUGCUGAUGACACACAGUUGUAUGUUUCUGCAAAACCUGAUAAGAGACACCAGCUUAAUAGAAUCAAGGAAUGUGUAAAGGACAUUAGACACUGGAUGCUUAUUAAUUUCCUUCUGCUUAACUCUGACAAGACUGAAGUACUUGUACUAGGACCACAUGCAGCUAGAAGUAAGUUUUCUGAUUACACAGUAACUCUGGAUGGCCUUUCGGUUUCUUCACAUGCAGCAGUAAAAGACCUCGGAGUGAUUAUUGACCCCAGUCUUUCAUUCAAAACUCACAUUGAUAACAUUACCCAGAUAGCUUUCUUUCAUCUCAGAAAGAUUGCUAAGAUAAGAAAUUUAAUGUCACUACAUGACGCGGAAAAACUAGUUCAUGCUUUUGUUACCUCCAGGUUGGAUUAUUGUAAUGCCUUACUGUCUAGAUGUUCCAAUAAGUGCAUAAACAAGCUCCAGUUAGUUCAAAAUGCAGCAGCAAAAGUCCUUACUAGAACUAGAAAAUAUGACCACAUCACCCCUGUCUUGUCCACACUGCAUUGGCUCCCAAUCAAAUUUUGUAUUGAUUAUAAAGUACUACUAUUGACCUUUAAAACAUUGAAUGGUCUCGCACCACAGUACCUGAGUGAACUUCUGCUCCUCUAUGACCCGCCACGCCUACUUAGUAGGCCUGGGCAAAAAAUCGAUGCGGUUUUAAAAUCGAGUGGGCACGUGAAAUCGAUUCAUUUUUUAAGAAACUCGAGUUUUACGGUUUAUUUAUUUAUUUAUUUAUCCACUGUCUAUGUGUCGCUCAUGUUUUAUAGCCCACGGCGCAGGCAUAUCAUUUUUUACAUUCGCCAAUGCACUAUCCUUUGUCGUUCAUGUUUCCAAGACCAUGGUGCACGCAUGUCAUUUUUAUAUUCACCAAUCCACUGUCCCGACAUCAAUUUCCAGGCCGCAAGCCCGCAGCGCACGCAUUUUUACAUUCGCCAAAGAACCCUCGAGGCUUUCCGUACACGUCCUGCAGUUUCUCUAGUUCAAACAAACAUGGCGAGUGAAGACGAUGAGAAAGAGAGGCUCCUGCCCAAAAUAGGCACAACUACAUCAGUAAUCUGGAACUGGUACCGCUUUGCUGAAACAGAUGAAAAGCAAACAACACCGCUUUGCAAAGUGUGUCUGAAACCAGUUGUCGUUACCUGCAGCAGCACGACAAAUCUGUUUCAACACUUGAAACGAAAACAUCCCGCCGAAUGGGAGAAAUGCUGCGUUCUACGGAAAGAAAGCAUUCCUAGCCGUACUUCCACUGCUAAGUCAACAUCUGCCAAACAAUCCACUCUACCGCAAAGCUUUUCAAGCUGUGUCCCGUACGAGAAGAGUGGGGCAAGAUGGAAAGCUAUUACGGAUGCAAUUACAUACUUCAUAGCCACCGACAUGCUUCCGAUUUAUUCAGUAGAGAAGAGGGGGUUUCAGCAUAUGCUAAAGGUUCUGGAUGCUCGGUACAACGUUCCUAGCCGCAAGUACUUUUCGGGUGUUGCGCUUCCUCAACUGUACAAUCUUACUCGACAGAAGGUGUUAAGCGAGUUGCAAGGAAUUGAUUUUUAUGCUGCCACUACGGACUUGUGGUCUAGUUGAACCAUGCAGCCGUACAUGAGCCUUACGGUUCACUACGUCAACGAAAGUUGGAAAAUUCAAAGUGUGUGUCUACAAACCUCAUACUUCCCGCAGGAUCAUACAGGCGAAAGCAUAGCUCUCGAGUUAAAAGACGCACUCAGCAGCUGGAGCCUUCCCGAGGAGCGACUGACCUGCAUCACAACCGACAGCGGCUCCAACGUAAUUAAAGCCAUGAAAGACAACAACUGGCCUAACCUGAAAUGCUUUGGGCAUCGACUCCAUAAUGCCAUAGUGAAUGGUGUUAAAGAUGAUAAAACAGAUCGUGCCCUAGGACUGUGCCGAAAGGCAGUUUCUGCCUUUUCGUACAGUUGGAAGAAACGAAGGGACAUGGCUGAACUGCAAACUGAGCUUGGCCUUCCUCCUCAUCAGCUGAUAACAGAGUCCCCAACCAGAUGGGGUUCGCGUCAAAAAAUGAUAGAACGCUUUUUGGAACAAGAGAAGGCCAUAACCCGCAUACUAGCGGGUGACAAGAAAACACGCCAUCUCAUUCCAACGUGGCAGGAUCUUGAGGUGCUAGAAGCCAUAAACAAAGCCAUACAGCCCCUCCAAGAAUUCACAGAUGCGUUAUCAGGGGAGUCAUAUGUGAGUGUGUCCUGUAUCAAACCCGUACUACAUCUCUUCCGAACCAACCUCCUGCAGGCACAAGAGGGUGGCCUACCCCUCACCACUACAAUCAAGAGGAACAUUCUCAGCUACUUGGAAGACAAGUACAGCGAUCCAGAGAAUGAUGAACUCUUAGACAUGGCAUCAAUGAUGGACCCAAGAUUCCGCACCACCUACAUCACCCCUGGAAAAUUGGACAAAAUCAAGGAGAGCGCCAUAAAUGAGCUUGCGGAUCUUUGCCUGGAUGAGCGCCCUACUGAGCAACCGCUGGAGAAGAGCUCCCCAAAGAAAAAAAAUUUAGCUGCUUUCUUCAAGAAAGCAGCGCCUGCUGCUGGGUCACAGUCCUACAAGUCAGAAAAGGACAGAAUUGAAGCAGAGCUGACAUCCUACUUACUGGGUCCUGAGGUGGACCCUGACACUGACCCACUUGAUUGGUGGAAGCGGCAUGAGCCCAACUUCAGCAGACUCAGUCGCCUGGCCAGAAAAUAUCUCGCCAUUCCAGCAACUAGCGCUCCGUCGGAGAGAGUUUUUAGUGUGGGUGGGGGUAUAGUUACCUGCAACCGAGCUUGUCUGAAGCCUGAUGUUGUGGAUAGGCUCAUUUUUCUUGCGAAAAAUGUUUAAAAAGAAUGUCUGCACUAGCUUUUGAAAUUUUUGCAACAAGAGGAAGGAUUCACUACAGUAUCCAUACACACAGUAUGCUUGCCCGCUCUCUCUCUCUCUCUCUCUCUCUCUCUCUCUCUCUCUCAUACACGCACAUCUCUCAUACACACACUCACACACACACAAUUCUUUCUCUCUCUCUCUCAUGCACACACAUACACACAGAGGCAGAGUCCCCCCCACACACACACACACACACAAUUCUCUCUCUCAUGCAUACUAGGCCGUAAGGUGAACCCCGAAAAGUCUUUCAGAAACAAGAUUCCGCUCCGACGUCUCCGAACUACAUAAUAUCCAAUUCUUAAAAAUGGACGUAUUAUGAAAUGAUGUCAUCAAAAAGUUCUCACCUUGUAAUGCUGUCAAUUUUUCGCACGAAGGCUUGAAAAAGCGAACUAAUGUCAUCGGCGCGGAAUGAUAUUUUGGCACCGCGGAAUAAGAUUUCGCUACAGAAUAGGUUCCACGGUUGCUGACGUAUCCCAUAAACACCCGCGACGUAGCCUAUUUCGUAAACAAGAGACCAACAUGGCAGCCGCCACAGCCUCGUCUAGCAGCAGUGGAGGAGAGGAAAGUUUGGAAAUAACGGCAAAAAGGAGAAAACUUCUUGCACGUAAGCAGUGCUAUAUGCAUAUAGCUUCUGUGAAGCAUGGCGUGACCCAGGAAUUUACCUUCAAACGGUGGAAUACGAUGACCACAGUAUUCUGGUACACAUUAAGGACAAAGUGUGGCUCUGGAGGUGCAGUUCCACAAGAGCUGCUACCAGCAGUACACCAGAUUUCUGAAUGAGCCUGCUAGACAAGAGAAGGACAAGAAUGAGCCAACAUAUGAAAUAAGCUACAAGGCGUUCUGUGAGAGGAUCAUCCGGCAAAGGCUGAUUAUCAACCAGGAGGAGUCUGUUGCACGGACUUGUGCAGGUGUAGCAAUUGCUCAAAUACGAAGGAGACAGAGGACAAGGAAGACGACCAGUGCCCUGACAGUGAUGAGGAGUAGCACCUGACUGAAUGUUAGUGUGUUUGUGUGUGUGUGUCUUCCCCCCCUCUCUCUUUCUCUGUCACUGACACCUAGGUCAUUGCCUGGAUGCUGACCCCUGCCUUUUUGCACCGUGCCAC